ACAUCAUCGCCUGUAGCAGCAACACCAAGCUCGUCUGACAUAAGUUCAUCCACCGUGAUGGCAUCAUCACCUGUAUCAGCAACAGUAGGUUCGUCUGUAACUUCUACUGUGUCUGAUAAGAGUACCUCCAUGUCGAUGUCAACAUUAUACCUGGAAGUAACGCGUACUGUUUCUGAAAGCAGUUUGUUAUCUUUAGUGUCCAUCACUACUUCAGUUUUUAUUUUUCCUUCGGUUUCGACUAGUCUAACACUUGUGUCUUCAAUUGGUAGUCAUAUAUCGUCGGCUUUUACAGUUAGUCCAUCAUCGUCUUGGGUAAUAACUCCGCUGUUGUCGUCUAUUCCUUCUCGUUUAAGCUCUUUCUCGGUAACAACUGAUAUAAUUAGGACAUCAACGUUUAUUGCGUCUUCUCAAUCGUCCCAGGUAUUAUCAUCUUCCGCUGUCAGCCCAACGACGUCUUCACCAACGAAACCCACAGACACCGGUCGUAUGUUUGAAGGAGUUUUGACGUUUACUWAUUUACGGUUUUCUUCGCAAUUACUUGAUAAGGAAAGCAAGGAGUACAAAGAACUUGAAUCAGGAAUAAGAGAGACAUUCAGUAGCUUUUACACAGAGUUUUUUACUGAUUUUAAAAGCUUCAAAAUUAAGCGGUUCAUUGAGGGUGAAACUUUAAGCUGUGAAGUUAUAGUGACGUUUGGUUUCCAAUCGCCGACUACUGCAGCAGACGUAGAAGAUUUUACUAACAAGGGCAAUAACCAAGUCAAUUUUGGUGAUUAUAUACUAUCAAAGGUUAGCUAUAAAGACAUCACUGAUGCAGUAGAGCCYGAGAGAAAAAAGUUUGACGCAGUCGUCGUAAUAACAAGCGUCAGUUUUUCACCAGCAUUAGAGGAUAAUAAAAGUCCCGAAUUCAAAAACUUGUCAAAAAGUUUAGAGGCAGCUCUAAAUGCGGUGUACCAAAAUACCAUCCCCGGAUUUUUAUAUGUUAGGGUUUUGUCCUUUAAAAAAGGAAGUGUAGUUUGUAAUUUUAUAAUUGUUACCUCACCGACGUCCAGUGCAACAGAGACUCAACUGAAGAACGUUUUACUAAAAGCUAACGACAAAGGUGAACUUGGCGAAUUGAAGAUAGCGAAAACUGUGGUUGUUCAAGAGAUUAAGACAUCAAAAGAGCCGAGAACUGAUAAGAUGGAGCUUUGGUUGGUGCUAUUAAUUUCUAUCGGAAGUCCUCUCCUACUAUUGCUUGUCAUUGUUGCAAUAAUAUAUAUUCACCAUCGCAGAAAGCAUAAACGAAAACUGAAGUGUUACAAAUCCAGCUAUCCCAACUGGUUGGCAAACCUGGAAAAGAUUGAGAUGAAAGACUACAAGAGACGACGUGCCACUGAAAUCAGACUACCACGUGACUUCGAUGURUAUAUGGGCGAAGAGAAUGCUAAUGAGGAUGAAGAUCUUCAUCAGAUACAGCCAACUCUGCAUUAUGAAUAGAAAAAGUUAUUCCUGUUGCCUAUCAUAUGGAACAACGGAAUGACAUUCGUUGAAUGUUUAUUGACUGUAUAUUCUAAAAUUACAUUAUUUCUAAAGGAAAGUCCGCCAUUCGAGAAGAAUUGAGGACAAAAUAUGGACUUUUCUAUACUUAUUAACCUACAUAUUAACCUUAUAUUAACCUACAUAAAACGCGAGUACCAGAUAGUCUACAACCGCUGUGCAUGGGUUGAAAUGCAGUACCCAACCGCCAUUCAACACGGCCGUGGUUUAGAUUUUAAAUAAACCCAUAAAUUUGUAAAUAUGAAUCAGUUUUUAUUAAUCAAUGAACUCAAAACUGUACGCCAUGUAAAU
Messenger RNA from Exaiptasia diaphana, 1827 nucleotides. RefSeq lists its product as uncharacterized. Lineage: Eukaryota; Metazoa; Cnidaria; Anthozoa; Actiniaria; Aiptasiidae. Bases 58 to 1476 code for a protein of 472 amino acids. The transcript is spliced from 2 exons. The record is from RefSeq and is a predicted model, not a curated record.